GUUAGCCUUGUACUCUUGUAGUAGUAGAUAGUCCAAAACAUAAUUGUUCAAAAUUUAACUAGAAAAUGGCACACAUUUGGAAUCCAAAUGAAAUGUUUACAUAGAUUCUCAGUAUAUACCACAAAAGUACAAAACAAACUAGACAAAAAAAAGUCAUGAAAUUAACACUAGUAAUAGUAAAUUAAGUAUAAAAUAAAGUUCACAUGCAUGUAAGUAAAUUGCAUAUAACAAUUUCCAAAAUCCACAACUUGAUCAUCAUCAACCCCAACAAGAGAACAGAAAUCAACCUAAUCUGCAACGGUCAUAAGUCACACAGUACAUGCAUCCAAUAAGCAAAUAACCAAAUUUAAUCUUACUUUAUCUUCAUAAAUUAGAAUCAAAACCAAGAAUUGCCAUCUAUAAAUACCCCUUAACUUAUAUCACCAAAUUUCACAAUUUAACAUACAAAACAAGUUGUAUUUCAUUUUUACCCAUCAUAAUGGCAAUAACCUUGAUUAGCAAAAAUAAUCAUAAUGUUUUAGUUUUCGCUAUAAUUUUCGGUUUAAUUGGAGCAUAUUAUGGAAACAUUAAGGUAGGAAAUGGGCAAUGCAAUGGUGAUUUGCAAGGGCUUAUAACACAAUGUGCAGUGUUUGUCCAAAAACCUGGUCCACCAAUGGAUCCAUCUUCAGCAUGUUGUAAUGUGUUAAAAAAUAUUGAUGUUGCAUGCAUGUGUACGCAUAUUACUUCACAGGUUGAGCAGCUCAUUAGCAUGCCUAAAGCUAUGCACUGUCUUCAGAGUUGUGGCAAAACCAUGGCUCACGGCUCCAAGUGCGGAAGUUAUACAGUUCCAUAAGCAGGAAAUGAAGAGCAUCUGAUUCAUCUAUGACAUUUUGUUGUUGUAGCAUCUUUCCAUAUGUUUUAGGCUUGUUAUGGUAAAUUUAACUUUUUGUCGCAAGUUUGAGUAGUUACCCUAGUUAAUUUUUCUAAGUAUUUUGGAAAUUUCUUUUAACGCAUUAUGUGUUAGUGUAAUUAGUUUGUCGCUUCAUAUGUAUGAACUUCAAUUAUCUCAGGUGUUAUUGAGUUGGUUUUUAUUACAUCUUCAA
Molecule: messenger RNA, 1082 nt
Organism: Chenopodium quinoa (quinoa)
Lineage: Eukaryota; Viridiplantae; Streptophyta; Magnoliopsida; Caryophyllales; Amaranthaceae
Exons: 2
Coding region: 479-832 (117 amino acids)
Source: RefSeq, a predicted model, not a curated record